This is a messenger RNA of Strongylus vulgaris, 366 nucleotides long. The record is from the annotation of a GenBank genome assembly. Lineage: Eukaryota; Metazoa; Nematoda; Chromadorea; Rhabditida; Strongylidae.
AUGGCACCACAAACUAUAGCUAUGAUACCUACACCGAUAGCUGCUCCCCUAACCUUAUCAAAUCCUAUUGCUGCAGCCUCAGCGCCAUUUAUGACUUCAGCACCACUGCUAGCAUCAGCUCCCGCAGUGGCACCAGCUCAAGUGGUAGCAUCGGCUACCGCCAUGGCAACAGCUCCAGUAGUAGCUCCAGCUUCUGCAAUAGCCCCGGCAGCAGCUCCAGUACUGGCUCCAGCUCCUGUAGUAGCUCCAGCUUCCGUUUUAGCCCCAGCACCAGCUUCAGUUUUGGCUCCAGCUACUGUAGUAGCCCCGGCACCAGCCUUGGCCUAUGCUACGGUAUGUACCCCUUUGGCACUUGAUAUAUCUUAA